AAGUGUUUAAAUCGAUACAACCCGUUGGAGCAAUUUUAUAUUUUUUAAUAAGCCAUGUAAAAUUAAUUACUGUUUAAUGUAAUAUUACAGUGCUUCAUCUAACAUUUACGAGCGCUGCUUUGUGCGAGUAAAGCACAUCCACACAUCUGUAACAGAAAAGAUGAGUCUCGGUUUGCUUUCUUCAUCGUGAAUCAGUUUACCAAUUGAUUAGCAAGCGAUGGAGAAACGAAACGGAGCUUUUAGAAACUCGGAGUCAAUUGAAUCGAAUGCUUCGCAAAACGAUUCAGUGAUUCGAAUCGCUUGAAUCACAGUGUAAAAACAAAGAGAACAUAAACAUGACAACUCUUACAAACCUGUAUUUAACAAGUGCAUUAAUAAAAAAAAAAAAGUAGUAUAAUAAAUGUGACUUACAAAACAACCAAUAUAAAUACCUAAAUAUGAACUUUCUAGAUCAUUUGUGAUGGUUUAAUUGCUUGUUCUGUUUUUUUUUUAAAUAAUAAAUAAAUCAGGCUAAUCAGGUCAUUUAAGGUCAUUAACUAUCACUCUGACUGACUCCCUUACCAGUGUGCUGACUACUGAACUAGGGAGCUGAUUUUUUAGCCAUUUAGUUAUUUUUCUUUUUGUUAAUUAUUCUCAUAUUGUCCAAACACAGAAAAAAAGAAAAACUCCUGGUGAAGCAACUGAGAUCCAGGUGAGACACUAUUGUAAAGAUGGAGUUUAUUAAAGAGGAGAGUGAAGACAUGAUGACUGAAGAAACAUUCAGAGUCAAACAAGAAGAUACGGAGGAACAAACAAAGAUAGCGUUCAUUAAAGAGGAAAGCGAAGACUUCAGGAUUGAAGAAACAUUCAGAGUCAAACUAGAAGAUACUGAGGAACAAGCAAAGAUGGCGUUUAUUAAGGAGGAGAUUGAAGACGUCAAGAUUGAAGAAGUAUUCAGUCUGAAACAAGAAGAUACUGAGGAACAAACAGAUAUGAUUCCACUGAAAGAGGAGAGUCAAGAACUCAAUGAUAUGGAAGAAAAGGAUCAAUAUGAGAAACCUCAUCAGUUCAUGACUGGAGAAAAAGAUUUUAACGACUCAAAGAUUGAAAAGACGUCCUCACAAAACAAAGGAACUAGAAACAUUAAAGGCCACAUGAACGUUCAAACUGGAAAAAGCCCUUUCACUUGCCAACAGUGUGGAAGAGGUUUCAGUCACAAAAAAACCCUUAACAGGCACAUGAAAAUUCAUGCCGGAGUGACGCCUUUCGCCUGCCAACCGUGUGGAAGAAGUUUCAAUGACAAACAAACCUUUAACAGGCACAUGAAUAUUCACACCGAAGUGAAGCCUUUCACCUGCCAACAGUGUGGAAGAAGUUUCAGUAAAAAAAAAACCCUGAACAGGCACAUGAAAAUUCACACCGGAGUGAAGCCUUUCGCCUGCCAAGAGUGUGGAAAGAGUUUCUCUGACAGAAGAAACCUUGAUGCCCACACGAGUGCUCACACUGGAGAGAGACCUUUCACCUGCUCUCAGUGUGGAAAGAGUUUUACACAGAAAAAACACCUUAAUGCCCACAUGAGUAUCCACACUGGACAGUGCCUGUAACCUACACCUGCAAACUGUAGAAGGAUUUUCUCACAAAAAGGUCAUCUUAAGACUCACACUGGAGAAAAGCUGUUCACAUGCGAUCAGUGUGGAAAGAGUUUUACACAAAAAACUUUACUGUCCACAUGCCAUAUCAUACUAUCAGAUUUAAAAACCUUAAAUAUUACAUUAGGGUUCACACCAGAGUGAACGGUUUCAAAGACAGCAAAUGCCUUAAGAAUCAUGUAAACCUGUUUGUGUUCCUUGUGAAAUAGUAAAGCAACAGAAAAUGUAUACGUGUGUUUGAAAUGAAGGGUCUGUUCACACUACAGCUGAAUGUAGGCUACAUCUAAUUGUCCACUUUCACGACCAUUUCUUUUAUUUGCAUCCUUCACUUCUUUAUACCUCAGCUAAUUUUUGUUACAAAUAAAAGGACAUAAACUUAUAAUGAACUCUGCACUGUGUUGUUUGAUAUCAAUGAUUAGGUAAAUAUAUGGUGUCAUUCUGGACUUGAAUAUGGCAGAUGAACCAUGGAAUAUUGUUGAAUAAAUAAUUAUAUAAAUUGAAGGAAGUUUGUUAUUAACCAAUAUGAAGGAUUUGUGAGAUUUCAUUAACUUUUAGAGCCGCUUACUGUAUUGUCAACACAAGGAAGACACAGUUGUAAUAAAAGUGGUUUUACUAACAAAAAGAUAGAUGAGUAAAUAAAAGCUACUAAAUGAAUGGCUAAAGUGAUUGAUGAGUGCAAAUUAGUUGGAUGUUCAUAUGGCAGUUACAUGUUCUCUUAUGGAAAGAUAAACC
Messenger RNA from Onychostoma macrolepis, 2360 nucleotides. Its product is annotated as gastrula zinc finger protein XlCGF7.1-like. The coding region runs from base 711 to 1583 and encodes 290 amino acids. The record is from RefSeq and is a predicted model, not a curated record. Lineage: Eukaryota; Metazoa; Chordata; Actinopteri; Cypriniformes; Cyprinidae. Gene Ontology annotation, cellular component: nucleus. The transcript has 2 exons.